Molecule: messenger RNA, 459 nt
Organism: Aspergillus fijiensis CBS 313.89
Lineage: Eukaryota; Fungi; Ascomycota; Eurotiomycetes; Eurotiales; Aspergillaceae
Exons: 2
Coding region: 1-459 (152 amino acids)
Source: RefSeq, a predicted model, not a curated record
AUGGAUAACCUGAUCGGUAGCAUCAUCAGAAUUGAUAGGCGGAACUAUGUCAUCCACGAGAUAUUUUCCGAAAACCGGAAAGACGAACAUCACGAGGAAUGGGUGGUCUAUGAAGCCACAUGCCCUAAUGACAAUACGAUCCACAAGAGCACGCGCAGAUACGCCCUUAAGGUGCGUUACGGGAGAAGGGCGCGCGGAAUCAGCGAGACCGAACUGGAUGCCACCGAGGCUUUGGCCAAACGUUCUUACAACGGCGAGUGCCGGGCGCUCAGCAUAUUCUCGGAGUCCGGGUACACCCCGGUAUUCUACGGCAGCGAGGAACUGUCUUCCGAUCAGAAUCCGUUUUUCCGGCAUGGGCAUGUCUGGGCGAUGGCCAUGGGGCUGGCGGACGGCACAGGUCUUGUUGAUCUUUCCGAUUUGAGUUACUCCGACAAGGUGAUCAUUCAAGAGGAGAUAUGA